Molecule: messenger RNA, 1342 nt
Organism: Vanessa tameamea
Lineage: Eukaryota; Metazoa; Arthropoda; Insecta; Lepidoptera; Nymphalidae
Product: TD and POZ domain-containing protein 2-like
Exons: 2
Coding region: 199-1203 (334 amino acids)
Molecular function (GO): protein binding
Source: RefSeq, a predicted model, not a curated record
UUUGAGUAUUUUAAUAGUUUUGGCGAAGAAAUAUAAUUGGCAUUCGGCUAUUUAAAAUAAUAUUAAAAAAUAAUACGUUUGUGCAUCAAAGCAGAAUAAUAUAUUGGUGAAGUAAUUUCUGUUUUAGUAGUAAGGAAUUAUUAUAUAUUUUAGUCUAUUUAAAACUGAAUUUGAGGAAAACAAAAUUAUUAAUAUAAAAUGAAGGAUUCGGACGUACCGGAUACUGAUGUAAUAUUCGGACAUAGAGUCUGUCAGACGGCCAAAGCGAAAUGGCUAUGUAUCGAUAAUAUUUAUCAAAAGCUUCACCGACCUAAUUUAUAUGACAUCGGUGGCACUUAUGCAGAAGAUGUUGCAGACUACUGGUUCAUAUAUAGAACCGAAAUGAUUGCUGAUAUACAUUUAUUACACCUCUUCAUUAACAAUCGCACUGGAGGCUCAUUCGAUGUGUCUGUCAGCAGCAGCAAUGAUUUAUCAUUUAAAAAGAAACAUAACCAGGCCUUUCUCACAUCAAAUCUCAAAACAUAUAAAUUCGAUAAUCGUAAAGAAAUGUCACAAAACUAUGUUAUAACCUAUGAUUUCUCUGUAAUAGAUAUUGAAAUGUUGAUGAAUAUGAAAUUUUACAUAGCAGUAUCAUUUGGACAUAAAUUAUCUCCCCAGAGCUUAUCUGAUAGAGUAUCUACAAUUUAUAACUUUAAGCCUUUGUUAAAUGAUCCACUAGGCUCAGAUUUUGUCAUAGAAUGUGCAGAUGGAGCUAAAUUCAAUGUUCACAAAAUUCUACUUAGCACCAACAGUGAGGUGUUUAGAGCAAUGCUUAAAGAAAACACAGCUGAGAGUCAAAACAGUUAUUUGAAAAUGGUUGAUGUGGGUAAAGAGGACCUCCAGUAUAUUUUGGAAUUUAUUUACACAGGCAGUAUAGAAGAUAUUGAAAAUGCCAAUUUUUUUAACCUUUUAACAUUAAGUGAAAGAUAUGAUCUUGCUAGCCUAAAAGAACUCUCUGAACAUGUUCUUGCUGGUCAACUUACGAUAGACAAUUGUAUUGAAACUCUAGCUGUGGCCGAUUUUCAUAAUUCUGAGGGCUUAAAAUUGACAGCAUUAAAAUUUAUAAAAUGCAAUAAAAUUGCCAUCCACAGUGAGAUGUUCCAAGAACUCAACAAUGUUGAAUUAAUCAAAGAACUUUGUCAAUUUCUUGUACCUUGUUUAUAAAUACUGUAUAUAAAUCUUAUGUCUAUUAUUUAUUUUUAUUGAUAAUACUUUUUUUAUAUGAUAUUAUGUUAUGCAAUGCUUGUAAAAAAUAUAGAAAAUGUAUACAUGUAACUUAAAAUAAACUUUAUUGAAUUUAAAA